AGCAUCAAUUUUAGUGAAAAAAAACAGAGCAAGAGACCACGACCCACUCACCCACAGAGGGAGAGAGAGUGUGUGUGUGUUUGAGGAGAGGGAUAGAGAGAUACAGAGAGAGAGAGAGAGUAGCAAGCAGCAAAAAUCUGAAGAAAGUAAAUGAGGGAAGAAGGAAUAAGCUCGUCGGGAGACCCAUUACUCUUCCGCAAUUCGUCUCCUCGUCCUCCCACCCCCGCUGCCAGUUCUGCUGGGGCAUCAUCACCUGCUGUUGCCACUAAUGCUGGUAGUACAGAUUGGUUAGGUCAUGGUCAAGGUCAAGGGCAGGGGUCAAAAGUAGGUUCCCUAUCUCGAAUUGGUUCACAGCCCAUGUGGAUUUCAUUGAGUGCAAGUGCAUGUGGUUCAGUUCUUGGCUCAUCUCAGCCUUCAUGUAGACCAUGGGAAAGGGGUGAUCUUUUAAGGCGACUGUCUACAUUUAAGCCUGCAAAUUGGUUUGGAAAGCCUAAGGCUGCUAGUUCUCUUGCAUGUGCAAGAAGAGGUUGGGUGAAUGUGGAUAUUGAUAAGAUUGAAUGUGAGUCUUGUGGUGCCACCUUGAAAUACGUUGCUCCAGAUUCAUGGACUCCUACAGAAGGUGAGAAUCUUGGAGAAGAGUUUGCCAAUCAACUUGAUGAAGGGCAUAAAGUAAUUUGCCCUUGGAGAGGAAAUAGUUGUGCUGAAAGCUUAGUGCAAUUCCCUCCUACACCUCCAUCAGCCCUCAUAGGAGGCUACAAAGAUCGUUGUGAUGGAUUAUUCCAAUUUCUUUACCUUCCAAUUGUUGCUUCUUCCACACUUGAUGAAAUGAGGGUUUCUAGAGGCCCUGAAAUUGACCGAUUUUUGGUUCAAUCAUACACUUUCACUCCUGGUGAAUCUGGAUGUAAAGCAGACAUUGCAUCUGGUUCUGAGAAUAAUAAAGAAGACACCUUAUGCAUAUAUUCACGUGCCCAGAAGUUGAUAAGCCUAUGUGGAUGGGAGCCAAUUUGGGUUCCAAAUGUUCAAGACUGUGAAGAACAUUCUGCUCAAUCAGCUAGAAACGGAUGUUCUUUCAAAACCCCCCUUGUGGGCCCCACUCCCACAUCAAGAUCCCCUCUCUUAGACUGCAGCUUAUGUGGCGCCACAGUCAGAAUCUUUGACUUUUUGACCAUCACCCGCCCUUCCCGAUUCACCCCCAACACAACCGAUGUUCCCGAAACAAGCAAGAAAAUGACACUGACACGUGGCGUAAGCGCAGCCAGUGGAAUCAACGGAUGGGUAGCUGACCUUGAUGACGUGGCAGCCACAGGUGAAGUCAAGUCAAUGUCAAACAUCGGAGGAGUUGACUUAGAUCUCACAAUGGGAGGUGGAUUCUCAACCAAAACUGUAAUAUCCCAACAAUAUCAAGAUCCGAAUAAUAUCGGUAAAGACUUAGCCAUCGGGCAGCCUGCGGGCAGCGAGGUCGGUGAUCGGGCAGCUUCAUACGAAUCCCGCGGGCCCAGCACUCGAAAAAGAAACCUGGACGAAGGCGGAUCCACCGUGGAUCGGCCGCCACAUGUCGCGAUGCAAGCGGACAGUGUGGAAGGUGUUGUGAUUGACCGAGAUGGAGACGAAGUCAAUGAUAGUAAACACAAACGUGUACGCGAAUCCAAUGUGGGACCCAGUCAGGUUAUUAUGUAUUUUGAUGGGCCCCACCACCAACAACAACAAAAUGUUGGAAAUUCAACUCGGGCUUCAUCUGUUAUAGCAAUGGACAUGGUUUACCAAAAUGAGGAUAAUGAUUCAAUGGAAAGUGUAGAGAAUCAUCCUGGAAAUAUUGAUAUUGAUAUUGAUAUUGAUAAUGAGGGUGUGAGUUUUAAUUUCAAAAGUCCGGAUUUGAAUGAGAAUAAUAAUUAUUCGGAUUUGAAUUUGAGUAAUAAUCAGGUGCAACAGAGCACGUGUGUAGGUAUGGUGAGGGGGCAGGGGGUGAGUAGUACAAAUGAUGAUGAUGAGGUUUUAAAUAUUGAUAAUGAGAAUAGGGGGAGAGAGGUUGAUGGUGGGGUUAGUUUUGGAAUUAGUGGGGGGAGUGUGGGAAUGGGGGCGAGUCAUGAGGCGGAGAUUCAUGGCGGGGUGGAUGCUUCUGUUCAUAAUAGGGCGGAGAGUGUGGUUGGGGAUAUGGAACCCGUGGCUGAAGUGACUGAGAACCAAGGGCAAAAUGGGGAAUUUGCUGCGGAUUUUGUUCCGGAAGAGAAUGAAAUGGAACAGAUGUCGAGGGCGGAUAGUGGGUCGAAGGUUGUGGGGUCCACGAAAGCGGAAUCUGUUGAAAGUGGAGAGAAUCAGAAGACUACCUCUAAAGAUGAGGUGACACAAGCGGGAAAGUCGUCUCCUACUGAUGAAUGUGGAUUCACAAACGGAAUUGGGCCACCAAAUGGAGAAAGCAACUUUGAAGAAGGGGUGGAGUUUGAUCCGAUUAAGCAUCAUAACUUUUUCUGUCCAUGGGUGAAUGGAAAUGUGGCUGCAGCUGGUAAUCUGCUGCUUCUCUUUACAAGGAUGAUCGUCAAAUAUCUGGUAGAAAGCUCAUGGGGAGACACUCUCAUAGUAGAAACCAUGGUCAAAAUUGAAAUCAUUGCCAAUUCGGUACAAGAAAGCUUAAGGACUGCCCUUUUCAUGAAAGCUGUGGUUGUUUGAUUGAUAAGAGGGAUGGAUGGAUGGAGUUAUUAGUUAUAUGAAUAUGAAUAUGGUCAAUAUAUCGCCCUUUUAUCUGUUUUUUCAACUUUAUUUUGUUUCUUAUAAUAUAGCACCACUUUACAAUAAUAAUGCAAACGUGGACUCUUUUAUAGGUAGGUUUAAUGAUUUAAUGUAAGACACUAGAAACAUAUUUGUUUGCUGCACAAAUCACAACUUAUCCUU
This is a messenger RNA of Lactuca virosa, 2886 nucleotides long. NCBI's taxonomy places the organism in Eukaryota, Viridiplantae, Streptophyta, Magnoliopsida, Asterales, Asteraceae. The record is from the annotation of a GenBank genome assembly.